Messenger RNA from Hydractinia symbiolongicarpus, 1538 nucleotides. RefSeq lists its product as uncharacterized. The record is from RefSeq and is a predicted model, not a curated record. Lineage: Eukaryota; Metazoa; Cnidaria; Hydrozoa; Anthoathecata; Hydractiniidae. The transcript has 2 exons. The coding region runs from base 126 to 461 and encodes 111 amino acids.
UUGCAUUGCUUUGUGAUCAAUGAAAAACAUUGAUUUGAUUUUUGUCAUGUUCUUGAUUGUUUAUUUUGAAUUGAUUGUGUGCUGCUUGGAUUUUGUUGAGUUUGCUGCAAAAAAUCGUUAUAGAAAUGUAUCAAUCAUCUUGUGACGAAGUACCCGAUUCUUGUGACAAUGAAGAAGUAAAAGAAAUGGAAAUAUCUGAAAAUGAGGAGACUCACACGACCUAUGAAUUGAUUAAAAAACUUGCUCCGAAAACCAAAAAUGGACGCAAUUGGACUGGUUGGUCAGAUGACGAAAAAAAAUUAUUGUUGGACUCGUUUCACAAACACAUUAUAGGCAAGUCAUUGCCAAGAAAGGCUGAAUGUCUCAGUUUGAUUGCAAAUAAUGAAAUGUUGCAAAAAAGAAGCUGGACCAAUUUAAAGGAUUGGGUACGGAAUGAUAAACGAAAAACUGUCCCAGCUUAAGCUGAAGUUUUGACACGUGGUUUGUUUUUAUAUAGCUGUAGAUUUAUUUUGAGUUGCUUUUUUAUUUGAAUAUGGUGUAUUUCUUACGGAAUUAUAAACGAAAAACUGUGUCAGAUUAGGCUAUAGUUUAGACUUGUUUUUUUUUGAAUAGCUGUGGAUAGCUUUUAUGUGUUUGUGAAUAUGUGGAUGUUUUUCUUUUCUUUUUUGCGAAAACUUUGCGUCAAUAUAUCGAGUUCUUUUUUUGUGGUGUUACCAAGAUUAACUCAAAAGUGUUCUGACUUUUCAAAUAAAGGAAAUGCACCUGUAGUAAUUUGGGCGGUUUAGCUGAAAAAUGAUACUAAGUUUAUUCAGAAAUCCAUCCUGUAAGUCGAGAGUCACUUGGUCCCCGUAGACCAGAAAGCUACAAUUUCCAUUCUUGCUUUCGAUACCAAUCAUUACUGGGGACGAUUCCCCUUUUUUUAUGGAAGUAUUUGUUAUUAAAUUUUCGUUAACUUCUAUAUUCUGUAAGUUGUUUAGAUUGUUCUGUUGCCCAGGUGGAGUAUUAUAAAUUUAAACAAACUUUAUGGUCUUUCUUUUGGCAGUGGUUGAUUAACCAAAAUAAGAACGUUCAUUCCAUUUUUUCCAAACAACCAAAAGUGGAUACAGAAUCAUUUUAUGGUCAGACUUACAUUCACAAAGACUUUUGAAACUGGAAAACGCAGUUCUGUUUGUAAGUUUUCCAGGGCAUCAAAAUUUAAGCAAAACUUCGUGCUUCAUGUUCUAAUCAUAACUGUAUCUCGGGACUCACUGUUCCAAGUCGACCAAACCAUUCCUUUGAAAUAUGGCUGAAAGACGGCCUGGUUAAUGCCGAAAGAAUAGACCUUUAGUUUCUUGCUUUUUAACAUUCGCAAAAUAUUUUUUAUUUGAACAAACUUUAUUUUUUAUAGUUUUAGUUUUUAUAGCGACAAUUUAUUCACUUUGAAGUAGGGGAUUUUAAAACGUUUUGUUGGGUAAAUUCGACCCUUUUUCUUGUUUUUCAACAUCGGCAAAAUAUUUUUUUUGCUCGUUUGGUAGUUUUAGUUCUUAUUUUGCUCAAAA